CUCGCGAAAUCCCUGAACCCUAGAAUCGUCACCCUCGGCGAAUACGAAGCGAGCCUGAACCGGGUCGGCUUCUUCAAUCGGUUCAAGAACGCGCUCCGGUACUACUCGGCCGUGUUCGAAUCACUGGAACCAAAAUUGGCCCGCGACUCAAACGAGAGGCUGCAACUAGAAAAAGUGGUGCUCGGGCGGCAGAUCGCCGGCGUGGUCGGACCGGAGUCACCAAGAACCAAAACAGAACGAAUGGAAGACAAAGAACAGUGGAAAAUCCUAAUGGAAAAUUGCGGUUUCGAGCCGGUAAAUCUCAGCCAUUACGCCAGAAGUCAAGCCCGAAUCCUUCUAUGGAACUACGAUUACAGCUCCUUGUAUUCUUUGAUCGAAUCCUCACCUGGGUUUCUCUCGUUGGCGUGGAGCGAAGUACCAAUUAUCACAGUUUCUUCAUGGCGUUGACAGCACAAGCUUCAUAAAAACUCAGGUAUUUGUUCAUUACAUAAUUAAAAUUAUCCUAUAUAUAUUUUUUGCCCCCUUCUGUGCUGUAAAAAGACGACAUUAAGAAUCAUAUACGCCAUUGACAAUCUAAUUUGGUGGUGCUGCUCCAUCUUUUUUGUCAAUUUCAACGUCAGAACGCGCAGUUCUAAAUCUUUUUGACCCAGAGCUGAAAAAAAAUGUGGGAAUUUCAUGAAUUGAGGUGUAAAUUCUAAUGGGGUUGUGUUAGUGUUGUUGAAUUGAAUAAAAAAUUGUUAAAAUGUAAAA
Messenger RNA from Momordica charantia (bitter melon), 750 nucleotides. NCBI's taxonomy places the organism in Eukaryota, Viridiplantae, Streptophyta, Magnoliopsida, Cucurbitales, Cucurbitaceae. The record is from RefSeq and is a predicted model, not a curated record.